UGUGCUGCCGCAAGGUCCAGAGCUCCUGGAGUCCUCAUUGGGGCCGGACCCUCCCAUCACUUCCAGGGUCUGUCGAGGCCGGUUUCAGGACCGAAUACAGUAGGUCGCGCCCGGAAUGGGCCACAACACUGCUAGAUCGACGGCUGGGGGCGCUCUGUCCUCACGUGGGCGUAGCCACCGGAUCCGCGAGCUCUUGAGGCCCCCUGCGGGAGGGACUGCAGUUCUACCCCGGGAAAAACGGGGAAGCUGAGGCUACUGCGGGGAAGUGACUUGUCCUAGGUGAAGCAGCGAACCUGGAGUGAGCUGAACCGCCCAGGGUGGUCGGGGAAGUCCCAGGCCAGACCCGCCCGGCUUCGAGACACAACCCAGCCCCUCGCCCCCAGAGCUCGCGGGGAGUGGGGAGUGGGCGUCAGGCACAUCCACCCGUCAGUGCCCGAGGGGCGGGACCACUUCAGUCCCUCCCCGGCCCCAUUGGCUGCGGCACCAGGGGCGGGGCGCGGCUGCCAGAUGUUGGGGCGGUGGCGGCGGCGGGAGCUACGGAGAGCGAGGAGCCGCGGCGCCAGUCAGAGGGCCAGGGUGCCGCUGGCCGGCCCGCUGGGCCCGUUCCGCGCCGGUCCCGCUGGAGUUCGAAGAGGAACUGGCAGGCCUGGCGGGGGCUCCGGCACGGGCAUGCAUAGCGCUCGGCUUGACAGCUUCCUGAGCCAGCUCCGCUGGGAACUGCUGUGUGGCCGGGACACUGGCUCACCCCCCAUGUCUGGCCCCCUUCCACCAUCCCCCAAACCUGGCCCAGGUGUUUGGCUUAGCCAUGGACUCAGGGCCUCAGAUGCCUUGGAAGAGGACUCAGUCGGCUGUGUGGAAGAGGAAGAAGGUAUGGUGACAGGAGACAAGGGUAUUGCCUUGGGGAGCCCAAGGGAGCAUGUCCUGGACUGGGACUCUGGCUUCUCUGAGGUGUCGGGCAGCACAUGGAGAGAGGAUGAGCUGCCUGUACUCCAGCACCCAACACCCCCAGCAUGGCCCCCCCAUAGACAGCGCCUCUCGGCCAGUGGCAUUCCCCUGCCUAGCAGGGCCCCUGUGGCCGGUGCACCACCUGCCCGUCGACCACGGCCCAAGUCUACACCAGACGCUUGCCUGGAGCACUGGCGGGGCUUGGAAGCUGAAGACUGGACUGCAGCCCUGCUGAACAGAGGUCGCAGUCGCCAGCCCCUAGUGCUGGGCGACAACUGCUUUGCUGACUUGGUGCACAACUGGAUGGAGCUACCAGAGGCAGCAGGUGAGGGGGAUGAUAGUGGUGGUCCCCGUGCCCGUGCUCGGCCCCCUCAGUUCCUGCUUGGGCUCUCUGAGCAGCUGCGGCGCCAGCUGGCCAGGGCACGCAGGGCUGCUAUGGCAGGAAAGCGACUGUCAUGCCCACCUCGCCCGGAACCUGAACUGCCUGCAGAUGUCUCACGAUUUGCAGCCCUCAUGAGCUGCCGAAGCCGUCAACCCAUCAUCUGCAAUGAUGUCAGCUACCUCUGACCCUGCCCUCCAGCCUGGGACAAUAAAGGCCUUUCUCUGGUC
Messenger RNA from Prionailurus viverrinus (fishing cat), 1554 nucleotides. It is a transcript of the gene INKA1, whose product is annotated as inka box actin regulator 1. The record is from RefSeq and is a predicted model, not a curated record. Gene Ontology annotation, molecular function: protein serine/threonine kinase inhibitor activity; protein kinase binding. The transcript is spliced from 2 exons. Lineage: Eukaryota; Metazoa; Chordata; Mammalia; Carnivora; Felidae. Gene Ontology annotation, cellular component: nucleus. The coding region runs from base 508 to 1512 and encodes 334 amino acids.